AUGGCCGACAAGUACGGCCCUCUGAUCCGCCUCUGGGGCGUCGACGUCUCCUCGCAGCUGCCGUCGCCAUCCGCCUCGAGCGAGGAGCUGAGGCCCCUACUCAAGUCCAUCCUGAGCGAAGCCUUGCCCUUUAUCGAAACCAUUCCCUCUUCCGCUCCUCCGUCGACGUCGGCGGCGUCGUCGCCGAGCACCACCUCUACCACCGGCGACUCCUCCUCCCCGUGGAAGGCCAAGGGAGUCAAGACGUUCCCCCACUCAAUCUCGCCCGUGCACCUCUUCGAGCGAACCGUUCCGGCGGCGGCGCUCGCUUCCGUGGCCAAGGAGCACGCCCUCCCGCCCAGCGUCGUGGACGCGUCGUCGCAGGUCCGGGCCGAGACGUGGGCGGCGCGGCGCAGCGUGCACGAGGACGCGGCGGCUCGGGGCACGGCGAGCUGGGCCGAGUGGGUGCGGUGCUUCAAGGACGACCACGCCGAGGCGGAGAGGGAGUUUACGCCGACGGUGCUCAGCACGCGCGUGAGGCGGCAGUGGGACGACUGCGGCGGCGUCGACGUCGACGGGUGGACCGACUGGACGCUCAAGCUCGAGGAGUCGGUGCACAAGCUGCCGCCGCCGCUCAAGGCGCGCGUCUUCCCCGUGCUGCAGGCCACGGCGUCGGCGCGCGGGCGGCGCGACUUUGUCGUGGUGCAGAUUGCGGCCGUGGCGCCGCGCGCUGACAACGGCGGCGACGACGGAGGCGGCAGCGCGGUGCGCGGCGUCUACACGAGCGUCGAGCGGCUGCGGGAGACGCCCGGCGGCAUCGAGUGGACCAUGGCGACGGCGUCGGAUGCCGGCGGCGUGCUGCCGGCGUGGGUGCAGCGCAUGGCGGUGCCGACGCAGAUUGCAAAGGACGUCGACAUGUUUUUAAGCUGGAUCGCCGAGGAGAGGGACAAGGGGGCAAACAAGGGGGCCAGGUGA
Hirsutella rhossiliensis is the source of this 954-nucleotide messenger RNA. RefSeq lists its product as uncharacterized. NCBI's taxonomy places the organism in Eukaryota, Fungi, Ascomycota, Sordariomycetes, Hypocreales, Ophiocordycipitaceae. The transcript has a single exon. The coding region runs from base 1 to 954 and encodes 317 amino acids. The record is from RefSeq and is a predicted model, not a curated record.